AUGGAAUUUGAAAUUGUUAAAGAUGAUGAAAAUGUUGCUACUGUAACUUCUAUACCUGAAUCAAUCGAAAUAGAUGAAAGUAUACUCGUUGUGGGUCAUGAUGUGGGUCAUGAUGUUGGUCAUGAUAUUGGUCACGAUGAUACUGAUGAGGUUCUUACAUCGAUGAAUGACGGUGGAACUCUUGAAGACAUAUGGAAUCACCAUUUGUAUUCUCUACGACAAUAUACUAGCGAUCAGGAUCCAUGCCAAGUUGUUUCGUUACCUAAUGUUUUCGAUCAUAUUGAUGCUCAAGCUAUAUUACAUCCUAAUCAUCAACCUAUAAUGCAACUUAACUUGGAUCAAAUGAUUGGUGUUUAUAAUAUAUCUCCUGAACCCUCAGAACCAAAUUCUCCUAAUAUGGAGUGGUACGAUAAUAAUAUUUUACCGCCUGAUACAAUCACUCAACAAACUCAAAACUUGCAAUUCCCAAUGUCUAACUCUUUGAGCCCAGGAAUACAUGGUGCU
Racocetra persica is the source of this 504-nucleotide messenger RNA. NCBI's taxonomy places the organism in Eukaryota, Fungi, Glomeromycota, Glomeromycetes, Diversisporales, Gigasporaceae. The record is from the annotation of a GenBank genome assembly.